AUGACGGUCAAGCCUGCAUCAGAGUAUCAUUAUUCAAUUUAUGAAUAUGGAAGAAUAUAUGUUGUGGACUUGGAUGCUAACAAAUGUAACUGUUGUAGAUUUCAGAUUGAUGAAAUUCCAUGUCUACACGCGAUUGCAGUGUUGAAGAGUAAACAUAUUACGAAGUUUUGUCCGUGGUGCUUUGAUUACUAUAAGUCUGCGAUAUUAGUGAAGACAUAUGAAGUUCCAGUAGUACCUAUGCCAGAUAAGAAGGAUUGGCAUGUGCUUAAAUGUGUCGAAGAAGAAAAAAGCAUACCACCCAAAUACAAAAGACCACCUGGUAGGCCGAAAAAAGAGUAG
Messenger RNA from Capsicum annuum, 339 nucleotides. RefSeq lists its product as uncharacterized. The record is from RefSeq and is a predicted model, not a curated record. The transcript has 2 exons. NCBI's taxonomy places the organism in Eukaryota, Viridiplantae, Streptophyta, Magnoliopsida, Solanales, Solanaceae. Gene Ontology annotation, molecular function: zinc ion binding. The coding region runs from base 1 to 339 and encodes 112 amino acids.